UUUUAUUUAUAAAGUUAAAUUUAGAAAAUGUUUGUAAAUACCAUAUUUUCUAAAUUUGUUUUAAAUUAAUACAUAUCUUGCUCUUUUUUUAAAAUUUAAAAAGUAACUAAAUUAAAACCUAGAAAAAUAGGAGGAUUUAGUUCAAUUCAUUUGUUUGGCGAGACGAGUCGAUUACGUAGAGAAGAACGAAAGAAAAUUAUGAACUUCGUGGAGAAGAGGUUAAAAAAUGAAAUAUAAGAUUAAGCCUGAACCGUAUUAUGAGGGUCUUCCACCGUUUAAUGAAACUGGUAGUCCCUUUAAUGUUUCACCAAUACAUUAUCAUCCUGAAUUAGUUCAAGACUGUUGUAGAUUGAUUAAUUCUGAAUGGCCAAGAUCUAAUACUGCUCGACUUAGAUCUUUAGAGGCAUCUUGUGAUACAUUACCUGUUAGUUUAAUAUUGACAACAGAUAAUUUUAGACGUGUUAUAGGACAUUGUAAAUUAUCACCAAUACAAAGUAAAAGAAAUGCAUGUUUCGUAGAAUCAGUUGUUAUUGACGUAUCAUGCCGUGGUCAAGGUUUAGGUAAAUUAUUAAUGAAAUGUACAGAAGAUUAUUGUCGGGCUGUCUUAGGUUUAGAAAUUGUUUAUUUAUCUACAACUGAUCAAGAAGGAUUUUAUGAAAGAAUAGGUUAUCAAUAUUGUCGUCCUAUUUCAAUGUACGGUCCAAGACAUUGUGAUUUACCAACUACAGAAAAAUCAAAAAAAAAAUAUAUGAAAAAAAUUCUUUAGCUGAAUAUUAAAUUUGUUUAUAAAGAAAUUUUAACUAUAAAAAAAAUGAAAAGUAAUUGCGCAAAAAGAAAUUGUUCAACAAUAUAUUUAAAAAUUAAUAAUAUUUAUUAAACUUAAAGGAAAAAAAUUCUUGUUAAAUUAACUAGUAUUGUAAAUACAUAAAAAAUUGUAGAAAUGUUAUAAAAAAAUCGAUCAAAUCUCGUUGAUACAAAAUAAAUAACAAAAAUUUAAAAUUUAGCUAUUUAUUAAGUAAAUUAAAGUAAAAAUAAUUAAUGCAUAACAAUAAAUAGAAAAUAAAGGACAAAUAAUGAAAAUAAAGCAUAAUUCCAUUUAACUUUUAUUUUUUUUUUUGCUCCAAUUUAAAAGUUACUGAUUUGAUAAUUUUAAUAUGUAAAUAAAUUAAUCAUAAAACAUAUCUUUAAAGUAGAUUAAUAUCGAUAAUCUAAUAUUUUAAUUUAAUUUCAUAUAUAUUUUACGAAUUAUAAUAAAAACA
Molecule: messenger RNA, 1259 nt
Organism: Condylostylus longicornis
Lineage: Eukaryota; Metazoa; Arthropoda; Insecta; Diptera; Dolichopodidae
Gene: Naa80
Product: N-alpha-acetyltransferase 80
Exons: 4
Coding region: 227-766 (179 amino acids)
Biological process (GO): protein acetylation
Cellular component (GO): cytoplasm
Molecular function (GO): acetyl-CoA binding; N-acetyltransferase activity
Source: RefSeq, a predicted model, not a curated record